AUGAGGAUCACUGAUGUAAAUUACCUGUGUCAUUAUGUGGAACAAAGGGCAAUAGGUUUACUUUAAAGCAGUGAUGUGCAAACUGCUGGAAUGUGAUUAGAUUGCUCAUUGGAAUGUCAGUGUCCCUCAGCUGUGUAUUGUGGAAUAUCAGCACUUGAAAGGCUGAAAAAACACAUGUGUAUAUACACAAAAUGUGACAGGGAACCUUGUAGCUUCAAGUUUAUGUUAAAAUGACUGAUGUUAAAAAGGCCACAGCAUCAAAUAUAAGGAACAACCCACACCUGCAGAUAGCUGAGAAUCAAUAAGCUAAAGUUUGUCUUUUGCUCCACUGAAAACAACUUCAAUGUGAGUGCUGCACAUCUCACCAUAAACAUUAUUGACUUAAAUCCAGAGCUGACCACUUCAGGUCCACAUGUGCUCUCAGUGAGGUUGUGAACACACUAGUGUCUGCAUGGGACCUAACUCCUCUGAUUCUCCAACAAACAAGAUGCAGAACAGGACUGAGAAGUUUGGAGGUCAGCUGCCUCCCUUUGUUCCAGCCAGCAGCUCUCAGAGAGGUCUGUUCAGGAAGAGCACCACCUACCUGGCUAAGAUCGCUGUCGUCCUCCAAGACGCUCCAGGCAAGAUGCUCACUUUUACUCAGUUGAUGGACAGACUGGCCCCAUUAAUCUACGAAGACAGAAAAUCUUUUGAAAACAACAUCAGAGUUUGUUUAUCAACUCACAAAUGUUUUGUAAAGAUUCCCGUGGUUCCUAAUUCACUGGACAGUAAGAGAAACUACUGGAAACUGGACCCCAGUCUGAUCACAGCAAAGAUGGCGCGUCGUCACUUCAAAGGAAUCCUGCAGCUCUUCCCUGAGUUGGAAUCUAAAGUGGAAACAGAGAACACGAGCAGACCGUCAGAGAACUGCUCAGCUCUGCACUCCCCUGAACCUGCAGCCUGCAGAGCUGUUCAGAUCAGAUGUGAGGUGAAGUUCAGCAGUCCUUUCUCCAUUGAGUCCCUCCUGAAGAGAGACAGUCCCUCUGCUCGGACCUCCAGAGCUUCUCCUCUGUCCAGUGUGCCGGUCAGAGUGGAGCAGCAGACUCCAUCCACACACAGACAGGUUGGGACAAAGAAGAGCUUCAGAUGGGACCCUGAGGAGCGUUUCCUCCUUCCAGCACCAGCUGGAAGCUCCCUCACCUGCUCAACAGGGGGCAGCACACACCAUGGACUCACUGCUACUGGAGCUGCUCAGCCCAUCGAGAGGGGAAAUGUGUGCACUCAGUCCUCGUUCCCUGUCUACACAAGAGCCAGUGCUGCUCCUUAUUUCACCAGCCCAGACACACGUUACAUCACUUACUCUGUACCCACAUUUACCCAUGAUGCUCUCCGGUUCCGUAUGUAAAAGUAUUUUUACUACUUCUGAGUUGCACUUUUAUAUGUUAUAUGUUUUUGAGUGGACCAUACACCCCAGAGAGAUUUCUCCUUUAUAUCAGACACACUUUUAAACCACACAAGGCACAUAAAUGGUCUCAUGUGUGUCACUUUGUGUCAUAUGUUUAUUUUAUUUGUGGCUGUAUUUUGUCGGCAGAAAACUCAGGGUUUAAAAUCACCUGAAGCUCUACCUGAUAAGCUGUGUGUAAUAUGGCUUCUGGGGUAUUUUGUGAAUUUUUUAACAUUGUUUCUUAUGUGUUUGAUGUCAGCAUCUGACCAAAGGAGGGCAGCAUAGUAUUUCAAGGUUUAUCUUGAAAUACGUCAAGACACACUCUUGUAUCAAACAGAUGAUUAAAGAUUUUUCU
Molecule: messenger RNA, 1778 nt
Organism: Anoplopoma fimbria (sablefish)
Lineage: Eukaryota; Metazoa; Chordata; Actinopteri; Perciformes; Anoplopomatidae
Exons: 4
Coding region: 452-1384 (310 amino acids)
Biological process (GO): anatomical structure morphogenesis; cell differentiation; regulation of transcription by RNA polymerase II
Molecular function (GO): DNA-binding transcription factor activity, RNA polymerase II-specific; RNA polymerase II cis-regulatory region sequence-specific DNA binding
Source: RefSeq, a predicted model, not a curated record